This is a messenger RNA of Zophobas morio, 1195 nucleotides long. RefSeq names its product cathepsin B-like. The record is from RefSeq and is a predicted model, not a curated record. Gene Ontology annotation, cellular component: lysosome. NCBI's taxonomy places the organism in Eukaryota, Metazoa, Arthropoda, Insecta, Coleoptera, Tenebrionidae. Gene Ontology annotation, molecular function: cysteine-type endopeptidase activity. The transcript has 3 exons. Gene Ontology annotation, biological process: regulation of catalytic activity. Bases 128 to 1195 code for a protein of 355 amino acids.
AUAUUUCUUUUUUGCUAAUAUUUGCUCCCGACUUUGUGAUCAACACAACCCAGAUAAAGAUUAUAUCUGAAAAAAAUUUAAUCUCCGGUCAACUGAACAAAUCUAAUCAAGAUCGAACUUUCCAAAAAUGCACCAAUUAACUUUUGUUGUGACAGCCAUCUUAAUUUUACGUUCAGAUGGUACAGCACUAAGGGAAACACCAAAUAGAUGUCGUGAAAUGAUUAACUUCGUCAACAAAAAUCGUACAUGUUGGAGAGCCGGUGAAAAUUUUCCUGAGAAUAUAACAAUGGAAAGUCUGCAACGUCUCAACGGAGCCCUCUUUAUCAAACCUCAGUUCCGCCCUAAAGUGAAAUACUACGACAUAAGCAGAAAAGAUAUUCCGGAAUUCUUUGAUGCCAGCGAAGAAUGGAGUGAGUGUAACGACGUAAUUGCUACAAUCCGACAUCAGGGUCAGUGUGGUGCUUGUUGGGCUUUUGCUUCUACUGAAGUGAUGGCUGAUAGACUCUGCAUAGCAACUGGUGGAAAAACUAAAUUUCAGUUCUCCCCACAAGAUUUAUUAGAAUGUUGUAGCCAAUGUGUGCCGCAAGGUCAUGACAAAUGUUUUGGAGGAUACGUGGCAUCUGCUUAUAAAUUUUGGUUCAACAAUGGUAUAGUAUCUGGAGGCGACCACAACGAUAGUAAAUAUACGGGAUGUAAACGAUUUUCGACUGAAGCUUAUGAAGACGCAGUGGGCCCGACUUCGUGCCAACAAAAAUGCCAUUCAGAAUAUGGCAACAGCUACGACAACGAUAAAAAAUUUGGAAGUAAUGUUUACCAAAUAGAUACCCACGAGCCACAAAUUCAAAACGAAAUUAUGACAAAUGGUCCAGUGACAGCUAUUCUUGAAGUUUAUGAAGACUUCUAUAACUACAAAAGUGGUGUUUACCGAUAUACAGCAGGAAAAUCCAUGGGUAAUCACGCAGUUAAAAUUGUGGGAUGGGGAACGGAAGCUGGCAUCCCAUACUGGUUGGUAGCAAAUUCGUGGGGAGCAGAGUGGGGUGAUUUAAAUGGAUUUUUCAAGAUAUUGAGGGGUCAAAAUCAUUGUGAAAUUGAACAGCACAUUACAGCUGGAAAAUCCUCUUCGGCUGUGUACCGUUCGAUUCCAGGGCUUGUAAUUUUUAUUAUCAUACUUAAGUUUACUCUACUUUAUAAUUAA